Messenger RNA from Notolabrus celidotus (New Zealand spotty), 2122 nucleotides. RefSeq names its product chromosome 14 C19orf54 homolog (gene actmap). The transcript is spliced from 7 exons. The coding region runs from base 260 to 1204 and encodes 314 amino acids. The record is from RefSeq and is a predicted model, not a curated record. NCBI's taxonomy places the organism in Eukaryota, Metazoa, Chordata, Actinopteri, Labriformes, Labridae.
UCCAAAUAUGGGCAAAACACCGGUGCUGUUUGCUAGCUCUGCUGGUCUGUGGGGUUGGUGUUGCAGGAGGAGAGGUAACUUGUAUCGCUGUUGUAUGACGGAUUAUUGCCCUUACCAGAGGAAGAUUGUUGCACUUUGGCAACCAGAUAUCAUUUUUAACGAGGAUAGGUGACUACAAUGUUAGCCCUGCUUUUAGCCACUGACGUUAGCUGUGUUUUAAAAGGUAGUGCAAGUGAAAGUGGGCAGGAACAUUAAGAGGAUGCCAGUGGAGUGCCCCAUGUCACCACCACUUCCACCACCACCACCUGAUCUAGGUCCACCUCCUCCACCUCCUCCUCCUGCUCCAGGUCCACCUCCUCCUCCUCCAGCAUCAGCUCCUAAGAAGAAGCUGUAUCAGACUAUAGCCAGCAGCAGGAGUCCUGUAGAGGGGAACCACACUGAGGCCCGUUUAUUGCUCAGUCAGAGAGAGAGCAGCUUUAGGAAGGACCUGCAGUGGAUACUUGUGAACACAUAUGUGCCCUCCCUCAUCCAAGAUGGCCCACAGUGUGGUCUGGUGGCUUUGUGGAUGGCUGCUCAGCUUCAACAGCCACAGCUGAGUGUUGACAUGGAGACAGUUGUUCAGACAGCCAUGAGAAGGGGAUACACCGCUCAGGGGGAAAUGUUUUCAGCUGACAACAUGGCCCUGCUGGCAGAGGAGGUGUGUGGCUGUAAGGCGGACCUGCUAUCAGGAGGAUUAAGUGGUAACAACAUGGAGACCAUCAUUACACACCUGUGGGGGAGACAACCUGUUCUCAUACCAUAUGAUGAAGACUUUAAUCACGAGCCAUGCCAGCGCAGCGGCCACAGGGCGCACUGGGCAGUCGCUUCAGGUUUGCUCCUCGGUUUGGACCAGCAGAGUGUGAGCACAGAACACACUGAGCCCGAUCCCACUCUGUCCUGGCUCCGCCUCGUCACUGACAGCAGUUCCCCUCGUCCCGUUGGAGCAACAGUCAAACACGUUCACAUCCUGGCUAAGCAGGGUAAAAGCCUGCGCUACCAGCUGUGGAGUUUGGACAGUGUCGCUCAGAGCAAUGAGCAGCUGAGGAUGAUGGACCCUCAGAGGUCGAACGACGGGACCCAGUAUGUUGUUCCUCCAGGAGGAGUGGAAGCAGGGCUGGCUGGAAAGGUGGUGUUACUCCACACGAGGACACAGGAGCAGAAAUAAGUGUGACUCAGGGAUACAACAUUCAGCUUCUGAGACUCAGUAAAACUGUGACAUGUUGAGAGGCUACACAGAGACCUCACAUCAGGAAAUUUGACUGAUUCAACAGUUAAACACAUUUUAAUAACAGGUUGUUUACAGCUGAAUAAUCUGAAGUCUGCAUCAGCCAGGAGCUUCAAAGUGUGAAUUUUCGUCCUAGCUAUACCACAAAUGCUACAGUUCUCAUGUUGUGUCACUGUGGAUCCUUUUCAGGCUCACUCAUAUGACUAUCAGCUGAAAUACAUUAUAUAAGCUGUUCUUUUAAUAUCUUGAGCUGUACCAGGCCUUUAUUGAAGGUGCUAUAUACACAAAAUUGCCUUAAGAUUUCAAAAUCAACUAUAUUGUUUGCAUAAAUAUAAUGACAAGAAAAAGGCCUGAUUAAACGAUGAUCAAUUUGAAUGAUUUCUAAUUCAUUUACAGGAUAAAAACAACUGAGUGUGAUUUAUACUGUCAAAUAUGAUGCAAUCAUCAGAGUUAUAUUUUCAACAAUGUGAUACAUUUCUCAGACCAGAAACAUUUCCAACUACUUUUCAUAUACUUAAUAUACAAAUUAUCUUUUAGUAUUGGGUCAUCUUGGUUCACUGCUGGCCUGUGAAUGUUUUAGAAUGAUAUUAAAGAAAAUAAAUAUUUGAACACAAAAGCAACAUGACAGACUUUAGGAACAAAAAACAGAGUCUGAAAAUAUAUUCUUAUUUCCAGUUUAUUGCAAUCCAUGACCUAGGAAUGAAUCAGCUUUCAGCACGUUUUGUGACUUUAAAUACACUGCCUUUUAAAAACACAAAACGUGGGUUUAAGUCCAGUUUUUUCUUCUUCUACUCACGAAGCAGCACCCAACUUGAAACCUGACAGUUUUACAAAUAAAGAAGAUUUGUGGGCAAAUAA